This is a messenger RNA of Plasmodium yoelii, 1953 nucleotides long. RefSeq names its product conserved protein, unknown function. The record is from RefSeq and is a predicted model, not a curated record. The coding region runs from base 1 to 1953 and encodes 650 amino acids. The transcript has 15 exons. Lineage: Eukaryota; Apicomplexa; Aconoidasida; Haemosporida; Plasmodiidae.
AUGUGUUCCAAAUUGUAUGACAUAAACGAAUUAAACAAGGAUACAAUUUUGUUAAAAACAAAAAAAUUAAAAACAUUAUGUGAGAAUGAAGGAAAUGUAAAUAAACAACAUUUAAAUACCUUAAUAGAAAUAUUAGACCAUUUUUUUGAAAAAUAUAAUGACUGUUUUUUAUCAUCUGUAGUAUGGGAAGUGGUUGACAAAAUUAUUAUGCUAGAAAAUACUAUUGAAGAGAAGAAAAGCAUAGACGUGGAAUUAGAUAUAUCCAUAAAAUUUUGUGAAUUUAUUUUUAGUAAAUUAAUAUUUUUUUCAAAUUAUGAAAAUAAUAACUUGGCUUAUUUAUUCGGUUUCAACUGUCUAAGGAGACAUUUAUGUUCGCUAAUAAGCUCCUUUUUAAAUUUUAAUAACUCGGCUUCCCGGAGAAAGAUAGAAUCUGCCUUUACAAAUCAGUUAAUAAAUUUAGUGAAGAAAAUAUUUGAAAAUAUAAAAAUUGAAAGUGAUUUAGAACUUAAGGUUUCAUAUACAGAAUUGUUAUGGCGAUCUUUUAGAAGAAUAGACUUGACUACAUUUAACAUAAAAAGUUUGGGUAUAAAUAUUGAAACAUUAGAAAAGCUAAAAGAUUUUAAAAUUUUAAAAUUUGAUGAAGAAUGUAUAAGUUGGCUCAAAGAAAAAAAUUAUAUAGAUAAGAAAAAUAUCAUAGAAAAUGGAUCAUUUUCCAUAAGUGCUAAUAAAUCUAUUGUGAACAAAGAUUUUAUAUUAUGCUACCUGGGGAAUUGCUCCAUAUUUUUAUAUUAUGAUAAUACAGAAGAAAAUGAAAAAUGCAAAAUAGAAAUCCCAUAUUAUCAUAUAACAUCAAUACAUUCAAAAAGUAAAAAGUCAUUUACCUUAGAUUGUAAAGCCAUUGCUGAACAUACAAAUAUUUUUUGUCUUUGGUCGGAAGAUGCCAAAAAUUCCAUUGAUUAUGAAACUGUUAAUAAGUUAAGCUUGUCUUUGAAAAUAAAAAAGACAUCAAAAGGAAUAAAGGAAUUAUCCACUGUUUUAGAUAAUAUCAUUUUAAAACUAAAAACGGAAGAAAAUAAAAAUGAAAAAGAAACUUUUGAAUGGAAAAAACAUAAAAACAAUAAAAAAAAAUAUAAAAAAAAUGAAAGCGAAUCAGAAGAAAGAGAAGCAAAGAAGCGAUUCGAUAGAUCAGAAGUUUUGUCCAAUUCAUCAAUUGACGAUAAUAAUGAUAUAAGAGAUGUCUUAAAAAAUACCAGGAUUCUAAAAAUCGAAACUUAUGAUCAUGAAGGUUUGGAAAAAGGAAAAAAAAAUGAAGGGAAUUAUAAAUCUAAGCAUGACAAACCAUCAAAUGUUAAAAGCUAUGAAAAUAAGAAUGUUUUAAAAAAAAUUCAAGACCAUGAAAGAAUGCUAACUGAUUAUAAAUUUGAUUUAAAUACACCUCGGGUUAAUGAAAAACAUCAAAAUGAUGGGGAUCGAGAUAGUGACAUAGAAAUAAUGAUAGAAAAAAUAAUUUCUUGUAAAAAAGAAAAAAGAGAAAAAUUUAAAAUGGAUGUUAAGAAAAAAUUUUCAGAUGCUCUUAAUGACAUUGAUACAAACAUAAAGUCAUUGAUAGAGAAACAAAAGUGCAGACGAGAUGAAUUACAAAAAAAAUAUGAAAAAAAAAAAAAAAAUAUAAUUUUGAAUACCGAAAAAGAAAUAGCAAUUUUGUCCAAAGAAAUGAACGUUUUAAUUGAAAACAUGAAAAAAAUUAGCUUAAAUAAAAAUGAUGUAAAAAAAUUAUAUGAAGAAGGCAAGUCGAUUUUUUAUCCUAGCGAAGUGAUGGAUAAGAGCCAAGUGCUCAUACAGAGGAUCCAUGAAAAAUUAGAAAAGAUGAACACAGAUAUAGUUGAGAAAGAGAAAGAAUAUAGCAAGAGAAAAAAGUUAUGUUUCAAAGCUUUGGCCACUGCAUAUGAAUAA